This is a messenger RNA of Drosophila busckii, 735 nucleotides long. RefSeq lists its product as uncharacterized. The transcript has 4 exons. Bases 63 to 683 code for a protein of 206 amino acids. The record is from RefSeq and is a predicted model, not a curated record. NCBI's taxonomy places the organism in Eukaryota, Metazoa, Arthropoda, Insecta, Diptera, Drosophilidae.
AAUUGUGUAUUAAAGCAGGCCAGGCUUUGCAGUUGCUAUAAAAUCAAGCAAAUAUUUCGAAAAUGCAGCGUGAGGAUUCACUUUUAUAUUGUGCCUAUGCCAUAGGUGCAUUCGAUUUGCUAUGUGCGCUGCUCUUUGCUGCACUCAGCAUGGAUAUGCUGGUUGGUCAUCUAAGCUGGUUAACUAUAUUUGGAGUUUGCUUUGGUUUCUUUUGGUGUUCUUUAAUAUUGUUGCUGCUCUUUGGCAUUUAUAAUCGCAAUACACGUCUGGUGCGCUACUGGCUGCUGUUCUCCAUUGCUGGCAUUUUCAUGGAACUUGUGCUUAUUGUUUAUGCCUUUAUGCGCGAGACGAGCUUUCAAAUGGGCUUGACCAGCAAUAGUUUGCUUUUGUUUCUUGGCUUGGUUGUUGAAACGGUUUUUGUGUUUAUUGUCUAUCAGUUCUAUAUGCUGCUCUCCAAGUGCGAAGCUUGCGCUAAGCGCCCAGCACAAAAGCAACGUGCGGCAGGCUCAACUAAAUCUCAGCCAGCAGCACAGCCGGCACAGCCAGAUAACCGCAGGCAGCGUCGCAAACGUAAGUGUAGCUUUUUGCAGUCCAAUAAUCCAGACAGUCCCUAUACCUGUGGUACUACGCAGAGAUCUCUUACAGAAAUAAUUAAUACUCGAGCUCCCCGGCAAUAUGUUUAAUUGUAAUUGUUGUUAUAUAUAUUUUAUGAAUAAAUUGUUAUCGUUUCUUUAU